Molecule: messenger RNA, 2003 nt
Organism: Sinocyclocheilus anshuiensis
Lineage: Eukaryota; Metazoa; Chordata; Actinopteri; Cypriniformes; Cyprinidae
Product: PX domain-containing protein 1
Exons: 5
Coding region: 579-1280 (233 amino acids)
Molecular function (GO): phosphatidylinositol binding
Source: RefSeq, a predicted model, not a curated record
GUGAAGAUUCAAUUUCUGUCAACAGAAGGAAACGCAGUCAUUUUAUGCCAGUAACAAAACUCUCUGCUUUACACUGCCUGCUAUUCACUCUGGUCAGCUGAUCGACUCUGGACUUUAUCUGUGAUUAAGAACAUCUAAUGGGAUUAAAGAGGCUCAAGUUACCGAUGCGUACAAGCGAACGGUCGUAGCCCGUUAUAAUAAAUUGCAUCAGACAUGCAUUGAGGGAACGCCUAAACUUUUUGACGGAUCGAUGUGCAUAAAGGUGGAUAAAACGUCCGACGUCUUGACAUCCACGCACCCAGCUGAAGAAAAACGAAAGGAGUAUGCUUAGGAUAAUAUUUUAACUAGCUACUUGAUAUUUGUGGAGUUAAAUCCUUCUACCACGUUUGAAGACGCAAACGAAUCGAAACCGUCAGUUUCCUUUAAACAAGGUCAACUCAUAUAAUUUAUUAUCCUUUACAUGUGUGGGUUUCCCCUCAGACUCGACCAUGAGUCAGUUUGACUGACUUAAAUGCUGUUGAAGUUGAGCAGAAGGAUAAAUCCACCCAUUACAGAAUGCUGGAGUGAGGGUACUAAAGAUGGCAUCGGCGAUAUUUGAGGGCACAUCCCUGGUGAACAUGUUCGUGAAGGAUUGUUGGGUUAACGGGAUCCGCAGGCUCAUCAUUAGAGGAGAGGAAGAGGAGUUCUUUGAAAUAAGGACUGAAUGGUCGGACAGAAAUAUACUCUACCUGCACAGAAGCUCCUCAGAUUUGGGAAGACUUUUAAAAAGACUCCUGGAGUGUUUCCCCGAAGACAGGCGAGAUUUAUUAAAGUCCCCUCUGAUAGAAGGGCUUGUCAAGAUUAAAGAAGCAAAAGACAUUGAGACAAAGCUAAAUGAAGUGGAGCGACUGGUGAAGAAUGCCAUUAACAUGCCCUGGAAGUUUUCUAGGUCAGAGGUUGUCUUAACAUUCUUUGAACGCUCGCAGCUUGACCAGGUCCUGAGGAACGACAGUGUCCACAAAAUUCAGCCAUGCUUUCAAAGUCCAAUUAAGAUUUCAGAGAUCAUGAGGUCUAAUGGGUUUUGCCUGGCAAACACAGAGACCAUUGUGUUUGAUGAGAGCAUUCUAAUGGACAAAGGGAGACCCUCUUCCACUGACUCAGCCCAGCACUCGUAUGAUGAGGAUGGGAGAGAAUAUUUGGAUCCUGUAGAUCAAGACCUAAGUGACGAAGAUCCUGAAGCUUACGUCACUAACCUGUCCUACUACCACCUGGUUCCCUUCGAAUCUGACAUCCUGGAGUGACGCACACAAUUCUGCAUGGGUGAACAUUUACAGGGGGGCACUGAAUCCCACCUAAACAGUGCAGAUAUCCAGCAUGUAAUUUCUGCCAAGCGAUGGGAUGUGCCAACGCUUAGGUGCUUUAUCUGAUUAGUAUUGUUUAUGAUGGCAGAAAGAGUCGGAAUGCAGAGAUCACUACUAGCUUCCUGCUUUGACUUUGUCCAUCAAAUUUGUUGGCCUGAUCCCACAAUGAUACUGUAUUCACCCAUGUGCCUCAUUAUUCAACCUAGCUGUAGGCUGUAGCCAUGAAAACGUACUAGGAACCAACAUAAAAUAGAAAUAAGCUGCUAUUCCUGGUGUACAGAUUGAUGGUGGCCUGAAAGUUUUGUUUUGUUUGUAAAGUCCAGGCUGUACUGACUAUUGUCAUUGUAACUUAAAAUGCUGAUUUAAAUAGCCAAAAACUGAAAAAGGGCAUAUGUUAAAAUGGCAAAUCCAUUUCAUCAGCUAAAACCUGCUUUAUUGAUCGUAGUGUUAAAGGCACCGGGGUUAGCAAAAUUAAGUUUGCAGAUGUAUAGAGGUGUCUUUCUUGUCAGAGAAUUUAAAUUGCUUUCAGAAGAUAUUUUUAUUAGCUUAUGGCCUCUUUUCUACUGAAUGACUGUGGACAGUAGCUGAACUUUCUUCUUUUCUCUUGAAAACAAAGGGCUUGCACAUUCACUUGGCACAUGGCUUCCACACACACACACAGAC